Messenger RNA from Rhodofomes roseus, 1869 nucleotides. Its product is annotated as dynein light intermediate chain-domain-containing protein. Gene Ontology annotation, biological process: microtubule cytoskeleton organization; microtubule-based movement. Gene Ontology annotation, cellular component: centrosome; cytoplasmic dynein complex. The record is from RefSeq and is a predicted model, not a curated record. The transcript is spliced from 5 exons. Lineage: Eukaryota; Fungi; Basidiomycota; Agaricomycetes; Polyporales; Fomitopsidaceae. Gene Ontology annotation, molecular function: dynein heavy chain binding. Bases 122 to 1804 code for a protein of 560 amino acids.
UGUAGACUUGGUAGCAGUGCACGACUCCGGUGUCUGCGCUCGUGCUAAGUACACUGCUCUCAUCCUCCAUACUUACUUUUGGUUCACGGAGGAGUCUGUCUCGAUACUAGGGGGAAGAAAUAUGGAUAAUUCGCGUCCAUCCUCGCCGGACGCCCCCCCACAAGACCUAUGGUCGUCAAUUCUCGACUCCGUGUCUAAGUCGCGGUCAAUCCCAGCGAAACAGGUCCUAGUGCUUGGACAACCGUCCACGGGAAAGUCAACAUUGGUUUCCGCUUUGCUCAAGAAACCACCCGCGGAUGCGGACAAAGAAGAUCAUCGUUCAGAUUUCGCGCUAGGCUACGACUGGGCUGACGUGAAGGACGAUGCAGACGAAGAUAUCCUUGCACGACUAUCAAUCUACACCGUUCCUUCGUCAGCAGCCUCAUACACCGCGCUACUACCUCACUUCCUCCCACCACGAGCAUCACUACCACAUACAGUCAUACUCGUCGUGCUUGACUGGACGCGACCGUGGACCUUCGUCGAGGAACUGGAAACAUGGUUAGAGUGGGUCGAGAAGUGGGUGAAGGGAGAUAGUGGUCGAGAACUGGAGAUAGUGCGUGAGGAGAACCAUGAACGAUUGCAGGCAUAUCUACAACAUUACGCGGAACCUACCGCCGAUCCAAUACCUACGACGUCGACCAUGUCCGGAACGGUGUUGCCACUGGGGCCUGGCACCCUGACGCAUAACUCAGCCGGUGUACCGAUCAUUGUAGCGUGUACGAAGGCCGACCUCAUUGACGAGAACAACGACGUGCUCGGGCCUGGAACUUCAGGAAUGGGUGGUAUGGUGAAGGGCAAGGGUGGGGAGUGGGAGGAGCGGACAGACAGCAUCAUGCAGAUCUUGCGGACGAUCUGCCUGAAAUACGGGGCGGGACUGUUCUACACAACACCGCUUCCGGAUACGCUGCAGGUCUUGCGACAGUAUGCACUCCAUCUUCUGUUUAUGCCUCCGGCGCCGUCGCCUGCUAUGGCUGGCUCAGAAGCACCUGCGCCCGUACGGAAUCCUUUCCCCUUCCAACACAAGCCGAACGCUCUCGACCGAGACCGAAUCGUCGUUCCUGCAGGAUGGGAUAGUUGGGGGAAGAUUGGCGUACUCAGAGAUGGCUUCGACGCAAAGACUUGGGGAGAAGCUUUGGAACGUGAUCUUGAUCGCGACGAGGGCGAGACUGAGCCAGGCGCGAAGAAGUUGUAUGCCACCCUUGUACCUGACCAGGGUGCAAAGCCACCGCCAUUACCACCGUUCAACAACCCUACACCAGAGCAGGCGUUUUUGGCGAGGAACUACGACGAGAACUCGAAGAAACCAGACCGCGAUCCUCGAGGAGCGUUCCGGAACCCCAACGAGAACAUCGCUGCAGGUAUCGUUGGUCCCAUGGGCAGCAGCAGCUUCACGCUGCCGAACGUCGAGCGUGCUCUCACAGAGAUGGAGGGCAUCGUUGGUGGUGGCUCGAGUUCAUUGGGCAUGAGCACAGCUCCAGAUGGUGGGCGGAAACAUGCCAGCCGAACGUCCGGUCGGCCUCCGUCAACGCUGGCAGUGCCUGUAUCGGCUUCCAACUCUCGGUCAAGUGCAGCGUCGCCCACUUUGUCUGCUGGGUCGCCAAGUCCGACGGGCGGCCAAACGCAGCAUGAGGUCCUGCAGAACUUCUUCCAGAGCCUGUUGUCCAAUAAGGACAGAGCGUCUGCUGCCGCGGCCACGGGCCGGACGACUUCGCCAAACUCGAAGUCAAAUGGCAAUGCCAGCGGCACAGACGAAGGGACCUAAGAAAGCGAAGUAUACCGUUUGUAACACUUCUCUAGGUUGGGAUUAUGCGAUACCAUUCGAUAUUC